GUGGUGGUGGGGGGGAUUUCAGGGCAGUGAGAUUCUUCUACCGAAAAAAAAAAAAAAAAAAGAGCGACCCACGCCGUACGGAGCGGGAGCAGUUUGUUCCUGCAGCGAGUGAGCUCCCUGAACGCAGCAUGAGCCCCAAUGCGCGCGCUCACCUGACCCGCAAACGCGUCUCAAUAAAAAAAAAAAAAAAAAAAACUCCGGAGGCCGCGCUUCAACAGCGAGCGGCAACAUUUCUACGUUUCUAUUUGAUAUCACUUAAUGUUUGGACUCACUGGAGGUGCGCGUCACGCAGCAGGUGCGUAAGGGAACAGGUGCAGUGGGAGCAUGCGCAGUAACGAGACGAAACGUGAACUCAAACAUAAAGCUUUAACAGCAGUGAAUGAACUUUAUUGACACUGGCUGUGCAAACGUAACAAAAAAUAUAUCAUGAAAAACUAAAAGAUGCAGUUGGAGUUUAAUUUGGGAACUAGGGAACUUUUGUGAAUAUUUAAGAAUAAGACGUUGAGGGUAAAGCACAAGGUUCCACUGAGAGAAACCAGCAGAAAACUGGGCUUCUAUAAAAAAUCAGUGGUGGAUCAACUAAUGUGAAGUUGUUAUAUUUGAGGAAAUUUGGGAUCAGACUUUAAACAGCAGCUUUACACGGUUAAAUAUUCAUCCAGACUCUGGACAAUGUAAGAAGGAAGUUCAUGUGUUCUACAAACACUACAUUCCAGUUUUGUCUUUGGAUGAUGUACCUCAACCAGGAUGACUGUCCUGUUUCCAGGACGUAGCCAAACCGUGGGUUCUUGAGUUCCAGGUCAAUAUGCGUUCAGUCCAAACUCCUGGAGGAUCCAUCUGGAGGUACAGCCAGGUGUCCACAGACUGACUACACCUGCAUCCUCCUGAGUCUGUUUGUUCCCAAAAGUCCAAACUACUGAGUAUGUAAGUGUGAAGUUUGUGUAUUUGAUCUGGAUGAAACCAUCACCAGCAGCUGGUGGACGUGUCCUCACACCUGACUCCGCUCAAGAAACAGAGAUAGAAGAAUACGACUCUGGCAUUUAUUCAUUUUACUCAACUCUCAACCUUUGGAUGCUUAAGAAAAAAAAGAAGAGUUUCUCUUCAACAUAUGGAGAUAAUGAGCAGCUGUUUACCUCUGGUGAAAGACUUUAAUGUAGUUGUUGGGAAGUUCUUUCAUGGAUCAGAGAACACGCUGUUAGAUUUUACUGUACUUACCUCAUCUUUGCUGUCAAUGCAAAAUUUAAAAAUUUAAAGCAUCAACAAACAGAUCUAAAAGCAGGAAAUUCAAUGUUAUUUGACUGAGAAUUUAUUAUGUUGGUUUAUUGUGUUGUGCUCGUGUGGGAGCUCUGACAUAAAUUUGCCUCCUCGCCGUGUUACUGCCAUCUAGCAUCGUCAUAUAUCCCCCCCGUUAUUUAUAAUUAUGGUUCCAUGUAAUGGAGCCGUGGCACCGAAACCCACUUUGCCUCUGACAUUAAAUGCAUAUUAGCUUUUAAUUUAUAGCAAACAUCAUAGGAAGAAGCAGUUUAUUCAGGACCGGAUGCUGAUUAGUUUCUGAUGCUAUUUACGAGACGAGACCUGAGGACGGUGGCUGUGCUGUAGCAGCUUCACAAAGACGGAGGUCUGCACGGUGAAUGUGAAACGACGGGAAGCUUCACAUCCAGAGAAGGAGGGGGGAAGAGAAAUUCACUCAGAUCCAUCAAAGUGGGGAAGGAAUGGGGGCAAGUUGGAGAGGUGACAUCAUCGCAGAGGAGUGAAGACGGCGACGAAUGAGGCGGGAGUCUUUAACCUUUGACCCCUCAUGGAUUAAAUAUGGCACCUUGUCUGAGACGGGGAGGACGGCGAGGGAAAUCUGGGAACGCGUUCGUCUGACUGCACGGAUCGGACCUGUGUUCUUGUUUUUUGUUGUUGUUCCUUUUAAGUUCCAUGGACCAAAGAUGGAAUAAGAUCUAAAUGUUUCUAAAGAAGAACUGACUGUAAUAUUCACGUCAAGGAUGGAGCAGGAUUUCACACAGUAGCAUCUCCUAUUGCUUUCAUCAGGCGAGGAUAGUGACUAAUCUGCAACUUUAAGCAAAAAAAAAAAAACAAAAAAACAAACUCCUGACACGAUCAGCCUCUGGUUCUUCUAAAGCGACGAGGCUUCGGACUUCAAACAUGGCCGCCACAGGAAGGAAGCACCUGGUGAAGGAUUUUAACCACUUCAUCACCUGUUACCUGUGUCGAGGUUACCUGAUUAAACCGACCACAGUCACCGAGUGCCUGCACACCUUCUGUAAGAGCUGCAUCGUGCAGCACUUUGAGGAGAGCAACGACUGUCCCAAAUGUGGCAUUCAGGUCCACGAGACCAACCCUCUGGAGAUGCUCAGGUUGGACAACACCCUGGAGGAGAUCAUAUUCAAGCUGGUGCCCGGCCUCAGAGAAAAAGAGGAACAGCAAGAACUUGAAUUCUGGAGGAAGAAUCAGCCCAAAGAAAACGGCCAAGCAGUGGAAACCCUGAGGUGUCAGCGGUUCGGGCUGCCCGACGUCGGAGGCGACGGCGCCGACGGCGGCGACGACGGCGACGGCGGAGCCGAGGACGACUACCACCGGAGCGACCCUCAGAUAGCCAUCUGUCUGGACUGCCUCCGGAACACGGGCCAGUCCGGGGAGAGCACAGUCACGGAUUUGAUGAAGAGGUUCAUCCGCUGCUCCAGUAGAGUCACCGUGGGAACAAUUAAGAAGUUCCUCAGUCUCAAGCUGAAGCUGCCCAGCUCGUACGAGCUGGAUGUGCUGUGUAACGGAGAAAUCAUGGGCAGAGAUCACACUCUGGAGUUCAUCUACAUGACCCGGUGGAGGCUGCACGGGGAGAACACGUAUCCCAUGGUUCUCGAGUACCGGCCACGAAUCGACUUUGGCUAAACCACAGCUGCAAGAAGAGGACCACACACACCACACACACACACUCACACACAAUAUAUAUAUAUAAAUACACACACACACACACACACACAGAUACAUGUACAUGAGAUGAUACGAGCAGCUACACAAACACACAGCGACGUGUACGUGGCCGCCAUGUGCACAGAAAGAGUUAAAUGUAUUUUUGUACAGCCAAUGAUGAAGUGCAUACGUUGUUAUGUUGAAGAGCUUUUAUGCUACAUAGAAUAAUAUAUGCUAUAAUAUAUGAUAUUUUUAAAUGUACGUCCCUGUGCCUAAAAACCUGUUCAGAUCAGAAAUGAAGUAAGAGCAUAUCUCCACUUUGCCUGUCUCUAACUCUAACUGUAGAUUAAAUGUUGAUUUUCUACCGUUC
This is a messenger RNA of Mugil cephalus (flathead mullet), 3283 nucleotides long. RefSeq names its product polycomb group ring finger 5b (gene pcgf5b). Gene Ontology annotation, biological process: regulation of transcription by RNA polymerase II. Gene Ontology annotation, cellular component: PRC1 complex. NCBI's taxonomy places the organism in Eukaryota, Metazoa, Chordata, Actinopteri, Mugiliformes, Mugilidae. The record is from RefSeq and is a predicted model, not a curated record. Bases 2149 to 2892 code for a protein of 247 amino acids. The transcript is spliced from 9 exons.